Messenger RNA from Anopheles maculipalpis, 510 nucleotides. Its product is annotated as immunoglobulin domain-containing protein oig-4-like. The coding region runs from base 1 to 510 and encodes 169 amino acids. The record is from RefSeq and is a predicted model, not a curated record. Lineage: Eukaryota; Metazoa; Arthropoda; Insecta; Diptera; Culicidae. The transcript is spliced from 4 exons.
AUGCAUCGCUAUCGGCUGACGACAAAUAUGUCUGUCUACAUCUGCAUCGUGAUCCUCCUUCUGGUUUCGAUCGCGAUCGAUGACGUGGAAGCUAGACGUGGCCGUGCCAGAGGUCGCACGAAAUCUAGGAUGCAAAUUGGUCUUCCAAUAACGGGCAAAUAUCGUGAUCCGGAAUCGGACCAGUACUACAACAAUAACAACGGUGCAAAAAUUACACUCGCAUCACACUUUGAUUAUGAAUACGUUCUGGGACACAAGAUCGCUUUCCUGUGUGUGGCGCGUGGUACACCUCGACCGACGAUCACCUGGUUUAAGGACGGAGUUGAGAUCUUCAGCCAUCUCUAUCUUCAUGUCCACGAAUGGUACAUCGGCAAGGAUAAGGUAAAGUCCAAAAUUGAAAUCGAUCCUGCCACCCAAAUGGAUGCCGGUGUGUACGAGUGUACCGCCGACAAUAUGUACUCGAUCGAUCGAAGGAGUUUUAAGACCGAUUUCUCGAUCGCAUUCGAUUGA